Wallemia mellicola CBS 633.66 is the source of this 6208-nucleotide messenger RNA. Its product is annotated as P-loop containing nucleoside triphosphate hydrolase protein. Gene Ontology annotation, cellular component: membrane. Lineage: Eukaryota; Fungi; Basidiomycota; Wallemiomycetes; Wallemiales; Wallemiaceae. The coding region runs from base 2359 to 6147 and encodes 1262 amino acids. The transcript is spliced from 22 exons. Gene Ontology annotation, molecular function: ABC-type transporter activity; ATP binding; ATP hydrolysis activity. Gene Ontology annotation, biological process: transmembrane transport. The record is from RefSeq and is a predicted model, not a curated record.
UGAAAUCAAACGCUAGAGUCGAACUCAGCUAAAACGCUCAUUUUUAUUGUCCCUCUAUAAUCUGGAUAAUCGGGCGAUUUGCGUCAUUGAUAAGAGUUUCAUACACGCUCAUAGAUGCUUACGAUUAGGUAUAUUCUAUACCUUACUUAGUUAAUCAUAUGUUUGCUCUUUCGGAACUUUUAAUCUGCAGUUUCAGUAUUUUAGCGAUAAGACUCUCUUUGCUUUAUUACCACCAAGCUGAUUUCAGAAUGUCAGCAAAUCAAUUUAAUGAAAAUAUUUACUAUAAGCCAAUCAUUAGGAUACCUAUUAACUGAGACUUUAAUAUCUAUUCUAUGAAUUUCACGUUUAUUUCCAUAAGCUCGCUAAUCUGACAGGACACAAUAUCUGACUUUUGCUGGUGCUCACUGUUGCUAACGGCCUUGAAAUGAAUUAAUAAAGAUGGACAUCAGCGAAGAUGUUUAUGACAGGUUGGCCGUUUACCGAUGCCUAUGACAGUCCUCAGUUUCUUUAUUAGAAUCCAUUUAUCGAACGCCAAUACCACUCACACUUCCUGGUAAUCUUUAAACGUACACCUCUGAGUGGCCCACAUCAAUUCAUCUUAAGUGAAAUUCGCGCAUGCACGGCACUUCUUUGCUUACAGUGAUCGUCAAUAAGAUGUUCAAUUAAUACAAAGGUUUUGAAAAUUAAAAAUUAAAAUCAUGUUUAAAACUCAAUAAAUGUAUGGAAAUAUGCAAUACGGAACUUUUUCGAGAUACCUCUCCCAGUCAUCACCAUAUUUCUCUCUGCAAUGCGCGUCAUCACGAAUAGAGCGAUGAAUUAAGAGAAUCAAGAAAUAGACCGGAUAGAAGUAGACUAAUGGCGUCAAAAAUCCUGCUGGCAAAGUCCAAGCUAAAGCCAUGAUCCAAUCACCAAGGUAAUUUGGAUGUCUGAGAAAUCCCCACCAUCCAGAAAUCAGGAGUUUAGUCCCUCUUUUUGUUUGGAGAAAUUGAAGGUUCUUUGGAUUAUUACCCGUUCGGAAUUCAUUUUUUUCAGCAUUUGAGACGCGGAAGAUAUAAUAUCCUAACAGUAGAAGUGCAACUAUACAGAAUACACCAACCAUACCCAAAUCAUUUGGAUGAUUAGCGAGGAAGCGUGCUUGUAGAGAAUAUGUAAAAGGCACCCAAGUAAGAUCGCCAAAAGCGAGCAUAAAACCAAAGCCAUCGACAACAAUAUCCAUUUGUGUAAGAAUUGAUGACUCGCAAUAGAGUGCAUCAAAGACAUACCACCCUUGGAAUCCAAUUACGAGAAGCAUGGAAUCACUGAUACGACCAUAGUUGGUAUAUUGUUUGCAUACGAGAGACAUAUCAAUAAGCCACCAUAAUAUCAGCCCUGGUCUGAGCUCAUUGAAGGUUUUGAUGUCAAAUGAACCGAUUGAUGGAUUCAGUUCGCGCCCCAGGAAGAAGUCGUGAAUAAGGUUACCAGUGUUCCCACCCAAAGCGAGUAGUCUAUCACCUUUAAAUGAUAUCGCAUAUAGAUAGAUAGCUUGAGCGGUGGACAUUAUUAAGGAAGAAGUAAGCAAUGGGAUCCAGUUAUCAGCAAGAUACGUAAAUCCAUGCGGUCCAGAUUUGAUAAUCUGGAUUAUGGCAAGACCUGUAGCUAAUAGUAGAGUAUUAAAUGCAUUCAUCUUAUACAUUUUGUGAUUUCCAUCUCGUAAUGGUGUACCUUUGACCCAAAUGGAUGGAAUAAUUGCCCAAGCUAUAACAGUGAAAGCAUACCAAGCCAAGUAGACUACGAAUGCUUCUACCUUGAAGAGUGACUGUAAGAAUGAAAGGCUCACGACGUUGUCAAGUUGUGGUUUUUGAAUUAAUCUACAAGUGCCUUCAUCUGUUGAGUUUGGACAUGCGAAAUAUAAAAGAUAAGUAGCAAUUGGUGCAAUAAUUGUAAUUGCACUAGUUCCGAGUGGACCAUAGAAACUAUAUUCUUUGGUUUGAGGAUUGAGUGAGGCAUAAUCUGGAUUUCUUGCUGCUUUGCUCAUGCUUAUGGUCAUGGUUGAUGAGUAAUAGGUUGGACUUUUAGUGUUACAUUACUAUAAUCGUAUGAUGUUGAUCAUAUCAUACGAUUUUGGAAUGUUGAUUUUCUACAAAUACGCAAUCAAAACAGAAUCAAGUCGGCUAAUGUUGGCGCUAACACAAUCUUUACACUAAACUUUAAUAUCUUUGUCAAUUGAGUCAAUUAACUUUCCUUGACAUUUGCCGUCCGCACGGAGUUUUUGCCAAGUCUCUGCGACAUCCAUUGCCGGCCAUGCUUGACGUUUCAAAUGGGCUGAUUUGUGCAUAAGCAAGGGUUUUAUUAGUCACUUAACACUUUUCAUAUAGGCUAAUGAUGGACUCAGCAAAUUCAGUCAAUAUAGCAAUUGAAGAGGACAAAAAGGACAAAUCAUCAGUAUCCUUCUUUGCAUUGUGGAAAUACAGCAAUGGUCUUGAAAAGUUUAUUAAUUUAGUCGCAUUAGUUGCUGCCAUCGGUGCUGGUACAGGGCUCCCUCUAAUGACCAUUGUACUUCGUGAUUUUACUGACUCAUUUGUUGAAUUUGGAUCUGCAAUUCAAUCCUCUCAAGCAAAUAUAGACGAAAUAACACAGAAGUUCAAAACGGAUACAAAUUCAACUGCAAUUUACUUUAUCUAUAUUGCUGUCGGUGUUGCAGUACUCACAUAUAUCUUCCUCUCAGCUUUUGUUAUAACUGGAGAAACAGUAGCUGGUACCGUAAGAAAAGAGUACUUUAAAAGUAUUUUACAUCAAGAUAUUUCAUAUUUCGAUAACAUUGGUGCUGGUGAAAUUGUCGAUAGGAUUCAAGCUCAAACUUUAUUACUUCAAGAUGGUAUAUCACAAAAAGUACCAUUGGUUAUAAUGAGCUGCUCGACGUUUAUAGCAGCUUUCGUUAUUGGUUUUAUUUUGGAGUGGAGAUUGACACUUGUGACAGCAGCAAUUUUUCCGGUUAUCAUGAUAGUUGGAACUGCAUCAGAAAUGUUCUCUUCAAAGUAUCAAUCUAGAGCACUUGAAGGUCAAUCGAAGGCUUCUUCUAUUGCUGAGGAGGCUUUAUCAUCAAUACGAAAUGCUCAUUCACUGAACUACCAAAAGCAGUUAAAUCAAUUGUUUGGUAAACAUGCUUCCGAAGUAAAAAAUAAUAAUCUCCUCAAUGCUAUUGUUUGGGGUAUUUCCAUGAGCGGGUUUUAUUUUACUUCUAACAGUGCUUACGCUUUGGCUUUCUGGUUCGGUAUUACACUUACCAUAUGGGGAUAUACACAAGCUGGUACAGUCAUAGCUGUCUUCUUUUGCGUAGUCAUUGGUUCAUUUGCACUCACAAUGGCACCGACACAUAUGCAAGCAUUCGCUCUGGCUCAAAAUGCUGCUGCGAAUAUCUUUCCAACCAUUGAAGACGAUAAUGCUAUCUCUGCAAGAGCUGAUGAAGGCUUAAGACCAAGUACAGACACACUUUUAGGUCAUAUCGCAUUUGACGCCGUUGACUUUAUUUACCCUAGUCGACCAUCUGUUACUGUCCUUAAAGGUUUUUCUGUGGAUAUACUACCAGGCAAGUCUAUCGCAUUAGUUGGAAGUAGCGGUAGCGGCAAAAGUACUGUAGUAUCAAUUUUAGAGCGAUUCUACAAGCCAAAAUCCGGUUCAGUUACUCUUGAUGGUAAAAGUAUUGACGAUUAUAGUCUAAAAUGGUUACGUUCGCAAAUAGGUUAUGUGGGACAAGAACCGGUUUUAUUUAGUUGCUCAAUUAAAGAGAACGUUGAAUAUGGUCUAAUUGGAACAGAAUUUGAAAAUAAAUCAGCGGAUGUCAAGUUUCAACUUGUGCAAGAAGCAUGCAAAAAAGCAAACGCUCACGAUUUUGUAUGUGAAUUACCUGAAGGUUAUGAAACGGAUGUUGGUAAUCGUGGAUUCCUUCUUUCAGGUGGUCAGAAACAACGAAUCGCUAUCGCUAGAGCUAUAGUAUCUAAUCCGAAAAUUCUCAUACUUGAUGAGGCAACAUCUGCACUAGACACACUAUCUGAAAACGUAGUACAGAAAGCUUUAGAUAAUGCUUCAACCGGAAGAACCACCAUCUCCAUUGCUCAUCGUCUUUCUACAAUCAAAAAUGCUGACUCUAUUCUCGUAAUGAAACAAGGAACAAUUGUUGAGCAAGGUACACAUGAUGAUCUCAUUCAAAUUCAAGAUGGCAUAUAUGCUGGACUUGUAGCAAUGCAAAAUUUGGACCAGGAUUCAAGUAAACCACAGAUGAUAUUACCCAGUCAGGUGCUUUCUAAAGAAGAUGAAAAAGGUAGUGUAUCUUCAGAUAUGAAAGAACUUGUCAGAAAAGACGGUAAUGAAAUCAUUCUGGACACUACAGACAAAAAAUACGGAUUGUUCAGAAUCAUUAUGAGACUAGGAAAGCUUAACCAGAAUGACUGGUUAAUCUAUAUUAUUGCUUUUAUCGCAUGUGCCGGGUCGGGUAUGUGUUAUCCAGUGCUCAGUAUCAUAUUUGGUAGUGCAAUUGAAGUCUUUCAAGCAGAUAACGAUUCAGAUCUUCGUAAUGAUGGCAAUAGACAAGCACUUUUCUUCACGGCUAUUGCAAUUGUUUCAUUCUUUACAUUUGGUAUCUCAAACUGGGGUUGUAUGCAUACAGCAGCAAACCUUUCCUAUAAACUUCGUAUGGCAUCAUUUGAGAAUUUGUUAUUGAAAGAUGUAAGCUACUUCGACAAAAGUGAAAACUCAAUAGGUAAAAUACUUAACUACGUCAGUGAUGGACCACAAAAAAUCAAUAACUUUGCAGGUAUGACUCUCGCCACUAUUCUUUCAAACCUUGUCACAUUGGUCGGAGGUAUGAUUAUUGCUUUAUGUUAUGGUUGGAAAUUAGCCUUGGUUUGCAUCGCAUGUAUACCAUUACUACUUUGUGCAGGAUUUGCACAGCUCUAUUUCGUCGUUCAGAGAGAAGAGCGGAACAAAAAGUCUUACUCCAAGUCAUCAUCUUUAGCUGCUGAAGCUGCAACUGCAAUAAGGACCGUAGCGUCUCUUACUUGUGAAGACUUCUUAAGUAAAAAAUAUGAUGACACAGUCGAUGGUGUUAUAAAAUCAUCCUCACGUAACGCACUAAUAUCACACAUAUUUUAUGCCAUAUCACAGGGCCUUCAGUUCUUAGUUAUGGCUCUUGCAUUUUGGUAUGGUUCACGAUUAUUAGCUAAUUUGGAAUAUACUACAAGGAACUUUUUCAUUGUUCUUAUUUCUGUGAUAUUUGCGUCUAUUGAAGUUGGGAUGGUUAUUUCUUACUGUAGCGACUUAACCAAAAGUAAGAGUGCUGCAGAAGCAGCUCUUAAUAUCAUUGACUAUGAACCACUUAUUGAUACCAAUGCAACUGCAAAAUCUGAAGCAAAUAAUAUAACAGGUCACAUUAGGUUUGAGAAUGUCUUUUUCAAAUACCCUACUCGCCCUGAAGUACAAGUUCUUUCUGGUGUCGACCUCGACGUCAAACCUGGUCAAAUAGCUGCUCUUGUCGGUGCGUCUGGAUGCGGAAAAAGCUCUACUAUUCAAUUACUCGAACGUUUCUAUGAUGUUCAGUUUGGCAAAAUUACGAUAGAUGGGACCGAUAUUCGUGAAUUCAACGUGAAGGAUUAUAGAAAAAACAUUGCACUCGUAUCGCAAGAACCAACGCUUUACAGUGGCUCAAUUCAUUAUAACGUUGCUAUAGGUUCACAAAGCGAAAACGUAAAUGAUGUUUUAGAAAGUGAUGUGAUAGAGGCUUGCAAAGCUGCCAACAUUCACGAUUUUAUCGAGCGUUUACCAGAUGGUUAUAAAACUGAUGUUGGUGGUCGUGGUCUUUCUUUGUCGGGAGGACAAAAACAAAGAAUUGCGAUCGCAAGAGCUUUUAUCAGGAAUCCGAAAAUUUUACUCUUGGAUGAAGCAACAUCGGCCCUUGACUCUGAGUCAGAGAAAGUAGUUCAGAACGCUCUCGAGAUAGCUUCACGUGGCAGGACAACAGUGACUGUUGCACAUAGACUUGCAUCUAUCAAGAAUGCCGAUGUUAUUUACGUCUAUCAUAACGGCGGAAUUGCGGAAAAAGGUACACACUCUGAACUCAUCAGUAAACGUGGAUUCUACUAUGCCAUGUUUAAGGAACAACAGCUUUCCUCCUAAAUUUACCUAAACUAGAUUAAGUUAUGUAAUGCGUCACUUUUACAUGAUCAGAAUUUACGUG